CCCCCUGGCUCCGCCAUGUUCCGCAGGGCACGCCUUAGCGUGAAGCCGAAUGUCAGGCCUGGUGUUGGGGCUAGGUGCUCCACUGCCACCAAUUCCCAACGUGGACAGGAGGCUCCCAGGCCGCCGGAACCUGCACCGGCCUGUGACCCGAAGCCAGCGGAGCCCACAGAUAUACCCUCUUUGGAUUUCGGGGGAGCGGAGACCCAAAAAGAGGCUCCCAGAAACAGUAAUGAAAAGACUGAUGGUAAGAAUGAUGCUGAAGAAUCCAGUAAAUCUUCCACUACUGUUUCACAGAGAAGAAAGCGAAUAUCAAGUACUCCUACUGUGGUUAAACUUAGCGUCAGUGUUCCUUCCGUUCCUCAUCCCUUAUCUACAGUUAAUCAAGAAGCUCCACAGCCAAACCCAAGUCCAACAAAAGAGAAAAAGUCAUGCUCAGACAGAUACCGGAUAUAUAAAGCCCAGAAACUCAGAGAAAUGUUAAAAGAAGAAUUAAGAAAAGAGAAGAAACAAUGGAAGAACAAAUAUGCCAUAAAUGAAACUCAGAAGCCAGCAGAUCGUUCAAAAAUGACUAUGAGAGACUUUAUAUAUUACCUGCCAGAUAGCAAUCCAAUGACUUCUUCACUUGAGCAAGAAAAGAAAACUGAAAAAUCAUUGACACCAGUUCAGACAAGAGAGCAAGAAGAUAAGAGUACUCCUGAUGUUGAAGAUAAUGAAGAACUGGAAGAAGAGAUGGAUGAUGGUCCAUUGCUGGUUCCUCGAGUAAAAGUGGCAGAAGAUGGUUCCAUAAUUUUGGAUGAAGAAAGUUUAACUGUAGAAGUUUUAAGGACGAAAGGUCCCUGUGUUGUUGAAGAAAAUGACCCCAUAUUUGAGCGUGGUUCUACAACUACAUAUUCCAGCUUUAGGAAAAACUAUUAUUCUAAACCAUGGUCAAAUAAAGAAACAGAUAUGUUUUUUUUAGCCAUUAGCAUGGUAGGCACUGACUUUUCUAUGAUUGGACAGCUCUUUCCUCACAGAGCAAGGAUAGAAAUUAAGAAUAAAUUUAAACGUGAAGAGAAAACAAAUGGAUGGAGAAUAGACAAAGCAUUCCAGGAAAAGCGUCCUUUUGACUUCGAUUUUUUUGCUCAUUUGCUUCAGAAAGUUCUUGCUGAAGAAGAGAAAAGAAAACAAAAAUCCAUUAAAAAUCAGAGUUUAAAGGAGAAGAAAUCCUCUAAACCACGGAAAAAUGUAAAAGUGACAAACGUUGCCACCGAAGGAGGGAAUGAUAAUCCAGAUGAGUCUGUGAGCGCUGACAUUUCUGACACAGAAGAAUCUCAAAAGGAUGCUCAGACAGUUCAAGAAGAACUGCAAACUCUGACUUUAUCAGGACAGGAUUCAGAACAGAUUGUAUUAGAAUCAGACCUAAAUAGAAAGAAAAAAAAGAAACACCAAGAUGAAGUUGGUAAACAAGAAGUAAAACAUCUUUCAGGAAAUGCCACUGUUCAGCCAGGCCCUUCUAAAGGAGAAAAACAGAAAAAUACAUGUCAGUCUUUAAGGCCUGAAAGAAGUGAAGAUGAAAGCAAUAAGGAACAGGACCUUUCCUGUGCACAGAACAUCAGUGAAGUUGAGGAUUUAUCCUCCAGUGACAAAGUUAUGGAAAUAACUGACCCCAUUCUUUCAUCAAGUCAACAAGAUGCCAUAUCAGUAGCAACUGAGACUUCAGAAUCAAGCACUUCAGAUUUUUGUUCAUCAGAAGUUGGAAUUAGAGCCUUGUGUGAGGUGAAUAAUGCUGAGAGUAGCUGUACAGAAGAAAUAAAUGUUGAAUUAAAAAAUAUAUCAUUGGAAACUGAUCAAACAGAAAAUGUUAAACCAAUGGUGAGAGGACGACUCCAGAGACCUAAACCCAAUUUAUCAAGGGCUGUUGGGAAGAAAUCAGUUCUCUCACAAGGUAAAACAGAUGCAAAGAGCAAGAGUUUACAUCCAGAAACUUCAGUUGAAAAGACUCUCAUGGAAAAGGAUAAAACGAAUUCAUAUGACAUUUCCGGAAUGGAGAAUACAGAGAGAGAGAACUCAGAAGCUGAUACUGUAUCUAAUUUGUGUGAAAAAACGAAUCUGCAGGAAGAUGAUCAACCAAAGGCUUUCAGACCUGCACGACUAAUGAGGGGCCGAUUGCAAAGGCCAAAGCCAAACGUAGGUAAAGCUGCUGAAAGAAAAGAAAUCCUUGCAUCACAGGAAGAAAUAGGGGCCAAUGUAGAAAAGAAUGAAAAUGAAUCCUGUUUUGAUACACAUAUUCCUGAACAAAUAGAAGAUCAAUCAUGUAAAAAUUUUGAGAGUGAAGAUGCCACAUCACAAUCUGAAAUAAAAGAUACUUCUUUUCAAAAUGUGCAAGCAGAUGAACCCAAGUCUCUUAGUGAAUGUCUAAGUAUUCAAGAAGAUAAUAAAGCAAAUACACUUAAACAAGUUCCAGUUCUAAAGAAGCGAUUUCAGAAACCAAAGCCAAAUAUAGGACGAAGAAUGGGAAGAAGAGACAUUUUCUCAAAGGAAGAGGUAUCAGAGGAGGUUGUUUCUGGGAAAAAAACAGCAACAAGACUAGAAAUGUCACCAAGGGAGAAGGUACCAGUGGAGGCUAACAUUACUAAGGAAAUGGAGUCAGAGUUAAAAGAAACGGGAAGAAGAGACAUCUCUUCCAGGGAGAACAUACCAGAAAUGAUUGACAUCACUAUGGAAAUGGAGACAGGUUUGAAAGAAACUGGAAAAGAGAUUUCUCCAAGGAAGAAGAUUCCAGAGGUGACUGGUGCCACGGAGGAAAGAGAGACAGAUUUGGGAAAAACGGAAAGAAGUGAAAUAAUCUUACGGGAAAGUGCCCUAGAGGAUGCCAGCACUGUAGGAGCAGUGGAGACAGGUUUGGAAGAAACUGGAAGGGAGAUUUCUCCAAGGGAGAAGGUACCAGAGGUGACUAAUGCCAUCGAGGAAAUAGAGAUAGAUUUGGAAGAAACUGACAGAAGAGAAAUACCCACACAUGAACAGGCCCCAGAGGUCAGAACUAUAGGUGAAGUAGAGACAGGUUUGAAAGAACUUGGAAGAGAGGUUUCCCCAGAGGAAGAGAUACCAGAGGUGACUGGUGCCACUGAGGAAACAGAGACAGAUUUGGGAGAAACUGGGAGAAGUGAAAUAUUCUUACAGGAAAGUACCCCAGAGGAGGUCAACACUGUAGGGGAAGUGGAGACAGGUUUGGAAGAAACUGGAAGGGAGAUUUCUCCAAGGGAGAAGGUACCAGAGGUGACUGGUGCCACUGAGGGAAGAGAAAUAGAUUUGGAAGAAACUGAAAAAAGAGAAAUAUUCACACAAGAAAAAGUCCUAGAGGUCAGAACUAUAGGUGAAGUGGACACAAAUUUGAAAGAAAUUUUCUCAAGGGAAAAGGUACUAGCAGGGAUCAGUGCUAUAGAGGAAAAGGAGAUUCAUUUGAAAGAAACUGGAAAAAGGGACAUUUCCCAGAUGGAAAUGGUAUCAGGAAAGAUGGCUGCCAUUAAGGUAACAGAGGCAGAUUUGAAACAAACUGGAAGAAAAAUUUCCUUGGGGCAAAGUGGAUCAGAAGAGAUCAGUGCUGUGGAGGGAAUGGUGGCAGAUUUGAAAAAAACUGGAAAAAUAGACAUUUCUCUAAGGGAAAAUGAACCAGAGGAGACUGGGACCUCACUACAAACUGAGACAGAAUUAAUGCAGAGCGGAAGUGCUGACUGCAGUGCUGUGCCUUCAGUGAAUGUCAAAAACAUUAGCAGUGAAAUAUUAUCCAUGGUGCAUACAUCUGUAGAAGAAGCAAUACAUUCUGAAAAGGAAGUGUCAAGUCAGUUGAGUCAUUGGAAGACUUCUUCGCAGACUUCUGAACUCGAUAAAACAGAAGACCAGGGGACGAGAUCUGCAGGUGUCCCAGAGCAGUUUUCAGAUAUUAAUUUAAGCAAAUCUCUUCCUCAAGAACAGAAGCCAUUUAAGCCAGCACCUUUUAUGAGAAGUCGAUUCAAAAGACCCAAACCAAAUUUAUCAAGAGCAGCUUUAAAAAGAGAGAUUAUGGCAGCAGAAAAACAUGUACCUGGGAAGAGAUUGGAAACAGAUGAAAUAGAGACUGGUGUGGUACAACAUGAUGGUGAACAAAUGAACACUCUCCCUUCUCAACAAGAUGCAUCUUCUCUAAUGACAUUAAGAGAAAAAGACAAAUUAAGUCACAUACAGGAGGAGGCUGGGAUAUUACCGUGUGUACUGACAGAAAAGAACCUUUCACCUUCAAGUUCUGAACCUAAAGAGGCCUCUCAGUCUACACAAGGCCAGGAAAAGGAAUUACUUGUUUCUAUGGGGACUUAUAAUAUAAACACUUUUCAAGAAGAAAUGAAGGAAAGUGUUAUCCAAACUACUCGACCAAUAAGGGGCCGACUUCAGAAACCCAGACCAAACAUAAAAAAGGCUGGACAGAGGCAAAUGGUAGAAAAAGGUGAAGCCAAAGGCUUAGUAAAAGAAGAAAGAGUAAUACUACAAAAAAAUGAAACUGAAAAGAAAUUCCUGACUGUGCCAAAUUCUCAAAUUGGAACUGAAAUUGAAGUUGUAUCCUCCAAAGUUUCUGAAGGAAGAACAUAUGAAAAUCAGAGCCAUGUGGCUCUUGUAGAAAAUCUUCAUGUUAACAAAAUUAAUGUUUUAGAUAAAAAGAUGAGACAUGAACAUAAAACGUAUGUUUCUAGUCCAGCACCAUUGAUAAGAAGGCAGUUCCAAAAGGCUAAGCCAAAUUUGGGAAGAGCACAUGAUAAGAAAGAAGAACUAGGUAUAGAAAAAGACAGAGCAGAGCCGAGUGAGGCAAGGAAGCCAGAAGAUAAUUUGCUGCAGCAAGGAAAUUCUGACACCCAGCUCCUUCAAAAAGAAAAAGCUGAGCUUCUGACAUCUCUGGAGGUUUCAACAAGAAAAGAUAGUGUAGGUUCUAAAGAGGCUGGUUUGGCCAAGAAAGAUGCUCAAUCAGAAGUUGGACCAUCAGGAAAUAUUGAACAGAAAACUGUAGGGGAUAAUUCUGUGUCUUCAGUUGUUGAAGAGCGGCAUCUCAGUAAACCAGCCAGCCAUUCACAACUGUUAAAAGAAUCAAAUUACUCUAAAAGUGCUCUAAAUCGAAGAACUACUAUCUCUUCUGCCUCUGGAUGCGAAAUAGAUAAUAGUGAAAGGAGAAUGCGUCGAAAGAUCAAACCAAAUGUCAAUAAAGGGCGUGGAUCAAAACGAAUUCGGAGUAAGACUUCUAAGAAGGAACCGAGAGCUUCCAAGGCCAUGCUGGUGACUCUUCGAGCAUCCCAGGAAGAGGAUGAAGAUGAUGUUGAAGAUUUUGAAUCUGCCUAUGAAGAAGAAAGCUAUCAUCUUGCUCCAGAAGAAAUAAACAAAGCUCCAGUGUUUGUACCUGUUGGUCUCAGAUCUCCUGAACCUGUUUCUGCUCAGAUUGAGGAAACGAUGGAAGAGCUUGAAAUAACCGUGAAUGUCCCAGAUAUUGGAUUCAUAACUGUUGAUGAACAUCAUCUCUCAAACACAGAUGUGACCACUCAGGAAAUGCAACAAGAAGAAAAUGUGAAUGUAUUAUCAGUUGAAAUGACCACAGGUGAACAUACCCAAGAUGAAACAGAUACCAAUGAUGGAAGCACUGAAGCUGCCAUAACUUUACUUACAAUGGGAGAUCUAGUGUUGCAGUCAGAGAUCAGUACAGAGCAGAGUGAUGGAGUGUGUGUUCUCCCUGGUGUUCAUUCAAAGGAUAAAGGCCAUAUUCCUUUUAGCCCAGAUAAUGUCAGUGACAAAAUUGUUCAUGAAUGUCAGGAGCUUUCUUCACCUGUCAGUAGGAUACCUCUUUCAUCAUUAGAGGAAAACAAGAUUGUAUUGGAGGAACAAAGUACUAAAGAAGAAAUUGGUUUAACGGAGAAAGUAAAGGAAACCACUAUAUCAACCAGAAAUACAACUUCUGAAGUGACCAAUAAUUUGAGAAUAAGAAGUAGAUUUGCCAAGCCUAAGCCAAAUCAUAAAAAGAUUUUAGGGACCAACAGAUUUGGUGCUCAUCAGGAAGUUCCCAGUUUGUUUGUAACCAAAGGAGAAGAAGUGGAAUUUCAGAGAGAAAUGGAGAAAAAUACUUCUAAAGCAACAGGAUUAGAAGAUAAAAAUCUUGAAUCGGUUACAACAGCAGAGAAUAAGGAGCAGAGCAGAUUGGCACAUGUACAUGGUAUUGAAGAGACCAGUAUUUUGCAGGAAGCAAGCCUAACUGAAAGAAAGGAAGACCAAGAGCAGGGAUCUCAAGAAGUUCAGAUAUUGUCAUUUGCUCCAAUUGUUUCCUCUGGGACAAACUCCCACCCACUUGGUUUGGGUAGGGGUCUUAGUGAGAGUUCUUUUGGAGAGCCCCUGAGAAAGGACUCGAAUGGAGACAAUAUGCUUACACUUUAUGUGCCAGAGUGUACACCAGCUAGUAUUCCAGAAGUCCAACAAGAGAAUGUAAUAAAUCCUCAAGAUUUAACAGUGAAUCUAGUUGCUAAUGUACAUCAUGGUGGUGAGGAUGAACAAGCAUUCAUUUUAACUCUGGUGGAAAUUCCAACCAAUGCAGUAGAAGAAUUUACUGAUACUGCUACACAGUUAAUGCCAAACCCUUUACUGCCAGCACCCAUAUUGGUCAGAUCAGUGACUGCAGAAGAAAAGGGUGACAUGAGUAUGAAUUUUCCAGUAACUUCAUUUGGUCAGGAUGCCAUGUGUUUAUCUAAUUCUGGAAGUGAUGAUUCUGAAAAAGCUCCUGCUAAUUUGGAUCUUAUGUCUAGGAAGAGAUUUCACUGUAGGCCUGAUGAAAGUGACCAUGUUCCUCCUGCCAAAAAAUGUUCACUCACUUCCAGAGAUGAUUCUCAAAAAUAUGCCUCUGAGGUGUGUUCAAAGGAAUUAAUAAAUGUUUUUGAGGAAACAGGGAAGUCUUACAAGGGACAAGAUAUCUUCCCUACUUCAGAAAUCACAUAUAUAACUCCAGAACCUCAGAAACAGCAACUUGAACCAACUUUUCUGAGUGCAGGAUCUAGACCUCUUGAUAAAAUAAUAGAUACACAUACUGAAAGGAAUACACCUCAGUUAACUCAGGAUAAGGCAAUUGUCUCUGAUAAGGAAGAAGGAACUUGUGCAACUUCUAAGCCUGAACACGUGGAUAGCAUCACAUCAUCUUCAAAAACCCCACUGUCAAGACCUGGCAGAAGACCCCUGGGAUUUUUGUCUUUAAUAUGUUCAAAGAAUAGUUUGGAGUCUGAUGAACCUACUCAGGUUCAUAGAAAGAAACGCCUAAAACCUCUUAUACCUGUGUCAAGACAGAAUUUGAAAAGGUCUGAUCCUCUCAGAGAAAGCCAGAAAAAAAUUCAAGAGUCCUCUGAUCUGCUUCCAUCUCCAAGUGUUGUUGAUACUCAAUCUGAGAAUAUUGACAGUUCAGCAGCUCAGGUUUCUUGUGAUCGUUCCUUACUGAAAGAAGAAUGUAAAAGUGUCCAAAAACAGACACUUGAAGAAGAACCAACCACAGUCUCUGAAUAUUUCUUUAGUGAUAUCUUUAUUGAAGUGGAUAAAACAGAAUGAAAGUUUUGUUUUUUAAGUCUAGAAUUUUCAGAGUCAAUUAUGUCAA
Molecule: messenger RNA, 7615 nt
Organism: Molossus molossus (Pallas's mastiff bat)
Lineage: Eukaryota; Metazoa; Chordata; Mammalia; Chiroptera; Molossidae
Gene: BDP1
Product: B double prime 1, subunit of RNA polymerase III transcription initiation factor IIIB
Exons: 39
Coding region: 16-7569 (2517 amino acids)
Biological process (GO): RNA polymerase III preinitiation complex assembly
Cellular component (GO): transcription factor TFIIIB complex
Molecular function (GO): TFIIIC-class transcription factor complex binding
Source: RefSeq, a predicted model, not a curated record